Molecule: messenger RNA, 4848 nt
Organism: Hyphopichia burtonii NRRL Y-1933
Lineage: Eukaryota; Fungi; Ascomycota; Pichiomycetes; Serinales; Debaryomycetaceae
Gene: MMS22
Product: Mms22p
Exons: 1
Biological process (GO): replication fork processing; DNA repair
Cellular component (GO): nucleus
Source: RefSeq, a predicted model, not a curated record
GUUCCUGAUUCCGAAGACGAAGGUAUUGGUGUCAUCUCUGAAGAGUCAAUCAACACUCGAAGAUUGGCACAAAACAUAUCCCUUUUACCAGAUAAUAUACGGCAGAGUAUAAUCAACCAAAUUGGUGUUUCCAAGUAUUCUCAUUUAUAUAAACCGCCAGAGGCCAAGGCUGAGUCAGACUCAGAAAUCGUCAGUUCCUCACAAGAAUCCAACAUUGAUCUUAUAGAUAUUCCAAGUUUGAUCAAAAAUGGGCCCCAGUCGCUUGCUUUUUCAAAAAAAUCAAAUAAUAGAGACCAGCAUGUGCCCAACGAUUCCAUUGCCCAUGAGCCUGAGAUUAGGAAUCGAGAAUUAGCCCAAGAAGCCGAAGACGCUGAAAACCUACAGACUUUUUUAGAAGCAAAUCAAUUCAUCAAUACUUCGAGGAGGGGACUACGAAAACGAAAUUUCGCCAGCACUCAUCCAUACUUAACUGACCAGGCCCAAUAUUUAGGGUUAUGCAAACCUCAACAAUUGAACAACCUAUAUGAAGAAACACCAGAUAUAGAAAAGAUUGUAAAGUACCUCAAUAGUGCAUAUUUACAACGAAAGAAGCAAAACCCCCACGAAUAUAGAUUUAAAGCCAAAAAUUUUUACUCAUUUUUGGGGAAAGGCUCAAGAAGAAAUAAGCAAGAUAGCUCCCAAGCGAUACCAACGCAAAAUCGAGAGGAUUCACAAUCGCAAUCACAAUCGCAAUCGCAAUCACAAAACGCCAUUGCUUCUUAUGACGACCCAGCUCUAUCGGCCGAUGAUAAUAACUAUUUAUCUUCCGAUUCAGAUCUCUCAAAUGAUGACUUACUACCUCUUCCAAAGCACCCAUCUCCGCUAAAAAGUCAAAGCAACCAAGAUGACUUUGCGUUCAAUGAGCCGCGAUCUGACCGUCAACGUCCCUCAAUUCUCGACUUGAAUGAAUCGUCUACUGAUAGUGAUGAAAACGAUAUUGGGGAAGGUUCACAGGCAGUUGAAGAAGCAAUGGUAAGAGUAGGAGGUAGAUAUCGUAAGUUGAAGAGUGUUUUACAUGGUGCAUUACCAGAAUCUGCCAAAAGACUCGAAAUGUGGAAACCUAAAUCUAAAUCUAAAAGAAAGUCUCCAUUAAGAGUUUCUGAUCAUCGGAAAGGUUUAGCUGUUAAAAAGUAUGGGUCAUCAAGGAACCAAAAUAACGAAUUAGAGCAAGAAUUAAAGACGUUCGUUGAUGACCAAACCUAUUAUGACGUGGAUACAUCAGUUUAUCAAUCAACAUUACCCUUUGAAAAUUCUGCAGAUAUCUACCACCGAACUUCAUCAGAAUUUGGCCCCGAAAAUGGAAACCACAAUUUGGUAUUUAGUAAUCUGAGUGAUUCAGAGUCAGAACCCGAACGACUUUUUUCAGAGACCUUCAAUAGAUCUGCGGAGACCACAAAUAUAAACUAUGAAUCAGAUAUCCAGGAAACUCACUCAAACUUCCUAGUUGAAGAUUUAGUUGACAGUGAUAAUUCCUUGAUAGAAGAAGACCACAUCGACCCCCUUUUCGCUUAUACUGCCUCGAAACCAAAACUUAAAUCUAAACCUAAAACUUAUAAAAACGGAAGAAACACUCAUCAAGAAAAUCUAACCAAAACUUCAAUUACAAACCAGCCCAAAAGUAGUAACACAACCACCAGUUCGAGGACCAAUGGACACAGAAAGAAAAAGCAUAAAACAUUGGACACUUUUGGUAAUCUCCAAAAAAAGAGGAUAACGAAACCUUUGAAAAGAAAAGCUUUAAGCGUAAUCGCUAACCACAACCAAAAGAAACAGCCAAAAAUAAUGCCUGAACCAAAAAAUACUGCAAAAAAUCCAAUGGAGAUGCUUCUGAAUAGCUAUUACUUUAGAAGAGAUCCCACCAUGUUCACAACAGUUUUCGAAGCAGAGAAAGAACCCAAAUUUGUAAAAUCACAUUUUCCUAAUUUCGAUAAGUCAAAGCUCAGUUUUCCACAUUCUUCGAAUUUUUUGGACUUACAGUAUGGUGACAGAUUUCCAAGUGAUUCCAUUUUGCAAGUAAUCGACAUUGAAAAGGUAAAUGCAAUACCCUAUGGGCAAGAUUUUUCUUUUUUAGGAGACCUGGUGUUUUUCGACUUAUUCGGACACUCGUACUCAUUUCUUUUAGUUAACAAGACAUCUGCCAACGAAAACUGUGAGAGGUAUUUCUACCAUCUUCGUAAGGUUUUAUUUGAUCCUCGAGUUGACGGCCUGGAAAACUUAACUCGUGAAAUAUAUCAAUCUGUCAAAGGAAUGUUGAAAUGGCUUUUAAUUUUACAAGAAAGACCGAGUGACAAGUCUUGGAGAUGCUUACAAAAUAUCCUUAACGAAUAUUCUAAAUUUAAACAAUCAGGAUCCGUGAUCAAGUCGAUGAUUUUUCAUCCUCAUAUGAUUUUAAUUUACCAUGUUUUUAGAAAGCUACAUGAGAGCACCACGUCCGAAGCAUUGGCCGAUUUACCUACGGAAACUUAUCGAAUUGAUUACUGGUGUAACUUUUUGCAGUUUUUUGAUUUGGAUGACUUGAAAGCUAUUCAUUCCGGCAGCGAGGGAAACAAUUUAUAUCUAUUAGAAUCCCUUUAUUGUAUCUAUUUGCUACUGAAAGAAAAGUCGAAUUGUUGGUGGCCCUCAAUUAAUGAGGCCUUAUGGCGAGUCGUAUCUUUAAAAGCUCAAGAUGGUCAAUUAUUAAGUAUUUUUUAUAUACUUGCAACCAUGAUACCAAAUAAGUACGUUGGUUGGCAGUGUUUUCAAGGAUGGUAUUUGAAAUUUCAAGAUACUGACGAAUCAGAUAACCAUAAUGAUUUUUUGGAUAUAAUCUAUCUUUUGAAUCAAAGGCUAGGUUGGGGAUUAGAGGAGAAGCUAGUUACCAAUAUUUAUUCUGUGAUCACGAAGCGAAAAUUUGCCAACUUUUCGGAUGAACCAAAUUCUUAUGAAAUUAUCGGGCAAAUUAGAACUAGAGAUGACAUUCCAGAUAAUUGUUUCUUUGACCGAUUUAUGCAAUUCCUAUACUUUUAUGUAUCCGGUCUCCCAGUAGAUUUCAACAAAAAGAGACUUAUUAGUAAAUUGAUUACUUCAAGCCAAUAUCAUUAUGAAGAAGGAAGAACUCACUUUGCUAUGUACGUCAACAGAAUGAACCUUGUAUUACUUCUCUCUCAGAUUUCAGAUCUUGAUUUGAAUAACCAGUUUGACAAUUUAUUAGAACAAGUAUCCAGUUCAGGUGAUGUAAAGAUCUACGAACAAGCACUAAAGGGUUUACUAAGCUAUAGUGAUAUAGCAUUGAAUAAGACAUCAAGACUUCCCUCUACGGGAUACUCAAUAUUUUUCAACAUCAUCCUCAAGAAUUAUAAUUCUGUUAUGGGAGUUCAAAAACUCUGGAGAAAGUUUUCACGAAGAUUAGAAAUUCAGUUCGCCCAAACCCAAAACUUGGACCUAACAUUCGAGUUCUUCUCCUUCAUAAUGGAUAUUGAUUUUAAAAAAAUGCCUGAAGAAGUCGCCUUAUUUACAGUGAAAACUUCCCUUCUGAUUCUAAACCUUUUAAUAAAAUCGAAGGAGGUACUUUCCAAGUCACAUCUCACAACUUUAAAAGUUAUCGAAGAAAAAAUUAUAUCUCUUGCUAAUUUUCAAAUGGGGAGAUUUCCAAUUCCAAAUGAUUUGACAGAGUCCCGUGUCGUGACAUUGGUAGAAUGUUGUAUCCAAGUUUGGAAUCGAAGUACGUUUUUAUCCCGUGAAUCAAAUUGGAAUACAAUAUUGUUACAAAAGUUUCCAUAUUUAGGUAAUCAACUUUCAAGAGAGAGGUUCAUUCUUUACUUGUACAAUGAUUUACUUUCUUUUGUUAACCUCAGGGAACAUAUUGAAACAAUAACCGUAAUUGUCUUGAAGGACCUUGCUUGUCACGAGUCAUCACCAUACCUUCUUCCGAUGAUCUCCCUGUUGAACAAGAAUCAUUAUGGAGUCUUUACUUUGAAAAAUAUGUAUAUUCCCUGGAGUUUAACGCCAAAACAAAUUCAAUUAUUCAAAACCCAAAUUAUGUCAAAUAUUAUUUUGAACAUUAAGAACGAUGCAAUCUCGAAUCAAAAAGCGAAAGCCAUCUAUCUACUGGAAUUAGUUGAUUCUAUUGAUAAAGGAUAUACUCAUUUUUUUCUCGAUGAAUCAUAUGUUGAAUUUUGCAAGCAAACUGUGGAGUCAAUUUAUAAGAACUGCAAGCAGUUUAUACAUAAAACGGAUAAGUUUUGGAAUUUGUCUUCGAAAUUGGGAUUCUCAUACAAUUCUAACGAAAUUAAGUGGAGGUCUACAAACUCAUUAGAGAAAUUAGCGAUAGUUCAUCGGGAAUUCCUUACAUCAUUGCAUUUUAAAAAAGAUUAUAAGUGUAUUCUCAAGCAAUAUCUAACCCCCGAAUUCAAUCAUGUUAUGUUUCAACUAUUUUUUAUUUAUUUGAAGGCCCUCAAUUCACAAAAAGGAGAGCAAUGGGCAUUGAUGUCUUAUUAUUUGGAAUUUAUUCAAGAAAUGUAUUGUUGCACGAAAAUUAAUGUUACAGAUAAUGCACAUAGAAUAUUUUUGCAACAAUUAGUAAUCCUACCAUACAUCAGAUUGGAAAAUGCAUCCAAUGCUAACUACGAGAUUUACCAAUGGAAGGUCAUGAGGUCCACUUUUCAAAUACUACACAGUUGUACCCUAAUUUUUGAUGGUUACCGUGAUAAAUCUUGGAUCUUGAACUUAGUCGAGGAAACAGUUUCAGUUUUCAAGGGCGAAUUCGAACCUAAAAUAGACCUUCCAUAUACCACAUAUUCAUUAUAUGACAUCUGCACACCGAAUAGCGUU